UUUAGAAGUGGAGACUCCAAACUGACAGGACUACACAACAGACCCAGGAGAGACAACACAAAGUUCUAGGAUUACUUCUUGAGGAAUAUUCUCAUCGAAAACUCACACUAACUCACAUACAACUAACUUCACACAGCAUUUGGCUAUCAUUUUCUUCUGUUUAACAGUUUUCACCAGGAUUUGUACAACACGGGACUAUUUUGAAAUCAUUACAAUUCCUUUCACAAUAGUCCCACAGGCGUUGUGAGUCUGGCAAGCGAGGCUACUUUCACACGCUUCAACGUAUCUUUAAAUUAUCAUCAGUUGUUUUGGGACUAUUUGGGCUGUGGACUGUCCAAUUCACCGUCUUGAGUCACUCUGACUGCCUGGACCAUUUUACGUUUUUCUAAACAGUUUUUGAAGACUAUUCUACCCUAGGACUACCCUACCUCUCAUUGCCAUGGCGAACAGCUGUCUCCAGCUCAGCGGUUUUGUGAUGAGUUGUAUCGGCUGGGUCGGGAUCCUUAUCGCCACGGCCACCAACGACUGGGUAGUGACAUGUAAAUACGGCAUGAACACCUGCAAGAAGAUGGACGAGUUAGGAGCCAAGGGCCUGUGGGCUGAAUGUGUCAUUUCAACCGCCCUCUAUCACUGUAUAUCACUGACACAGAUACUGGACCUACCGGCAUACAUCCAGACGUCGAGGGCGUUGAUGAUAACUGGAUCCCUUCUGGGGCUGCCUGCAGUGGGGAUUGUCCUAACAGCCAUGCCCUGCAUCUCUCUGGGUGAUGAGCCUCAGUCAGCCAAGAACAAACGAUCACUACUUGGGGGAGUUCUCAUACUGCUAGUGGCUCUGUGUGGGGGGGUGUCCACAGUAUGGUUUCCUAUUGGAGCCCACCAGGACCAGGGACUCAUGUCGUUUGGGUUCAGCCUGUACGCUGGCUGGGUGGGCACGGCCUUCUGUCUCCUGGGAGGGGCCAUGAUCACCUGCUGUUCUACUGAACCGUCCCAACACUACAAUCACCAUGACAACAACAGGUUCUACUACUCCAAAGGACAGGUGCCUGGCAACCCUGUUCCACCCUCCACUAACCACGCCAAGAGUGCCCAUGUUUAGACACACAUGAAGUACAUACAUGCACACACACACACACACACACACACUCACACACACACACACAGACACACACACACACAGACACACACACACAGAGACACACACCAGUGGAGAGUAACUCAGAGCGGCGUCUCACCUGGUGCCUGAAGAGAAACCAAGGGGUCCUGAUCAGGACAACCCUGCUCUGAUGAAGGACUUAUUUUCAUCUCUUUGUUCUACAAUGAAGGCUAGGUUUAGGGUUCUUUGUUCUACAAUGAAGGCUAGGUUUAGGGUUCUUUGUUCUACAAUGAAGGUUAGGUUUAGGGUUCUUUGUUCUACAAUGAAUGCUAGGAUUAGGGUUAUUUGUUCUACAAUGAAGGCUAGGUUUAGGGUUCUUUGUUCUACAAUGAAGGCUAGGGUUAGGUUUAGGGUUCUUUGUUCUACAAUGAAUGCUAGGGUUAGGGGUAGGCUUCUUUGUUCUACAAUGAAGGCUAGGGUUAGGGUUAAUGUUCUUUGUUCUGCAAUGAAGGCUAGGGUUAGGUUUAGGGUUCUUUGUUCUACAAUGAAUGCUAGGGUUAGGGGUAGGCUUCUUUGUUCUACAAUGAAGGCUAGGGUUAGGGUUAAUGUUCUUUGUUCUGCAAUGAAGGCUAGGGUUAGGGUUCUUUGUUCUACAAUGAAGGCUAGGGUUAGGGUUAGGGUUCUUUAUUUUACAAUGAAGGACAACUGUGGAUGGAAAGUACUGUACACCUAUCAGUGCAUUUUAUAGAAAAUAAGCGCACCUUUUUUAAUAAAGACUGUCACUUAUUUUUUUGUUUUUUGAUAAAUA
Molecule: messenger RNA, 1901 nt
Organism: Oncorhynchus masou masou (cherry salmon)
Lineage: Eukaryota; Metazoa; Chordata; Actinopteri; Salmoniformes; Salmonidae
Product: claudin-11-like
Exons: 3
Coding region: 440-1096 (218 amino acids)
Biological process (GO): cell adhesion; bicellular tight junction assembly
Cellular component (GO): bicellular tight junction; plasma membrane
Molecular function (GO): structural molecule activity
Source: RefSeq, a predicted model, not a curated record